AGGGGCCAGCAAACAUGGCGGCGCACAGAGGCGCUCCCGUGAAGUGCAGAGCCUGAUUCCUGUGACUGGAGAGGGGAAGGGCCGGAGGGAGCAGCAUGGAGACCGAGGAGGAGCAGCACAUGACUACCCUUCUAUGCAUGGGCUUCUCGGACCCGGGGGCCAUCCGCAAGGCCCUGCGCCUGGCCAAGAACGACAUCAACGAGGCGGUAGCUCUGCUGACCAACGAGAGGCCCGGACUGGACUAUGGCUAUGAGCCCAUGGACAGAGGAGGGGGAGACGGUGGGAACCGGAAUACCGGAGGAGGAGGGGGCUUCGAUCCACCCCCAGCCUACCAUGAGGUGGUAGAGCCCGAGAAGAACGAUGAGAACGGUAACUGCUCCAGAGAAAACAUUGAAUUUCCCACCACUAAUCUAUAUGAAUUGGAAAGCCGUGUGCUCACAGAUCACUGGUCCAUUCCCUACAAACGGGAAGAGUCUCUGGGAAAGUGCCUCAUUGCUUCCACGUACCUGGCAAAAAAUGGCCUGUCGGACUCCGAUGAAAACUGCAGAAGGUUUAUGGACAGAUGUAUGCCAGAAGCGUUCAAAAAGCUGCUGACGUCCAGUGCUGUCCACAAAUGGGGCACCGAGAUCCACGAGGGAAUCUACAACAUGCUGAUGCUGCUGGUGGAUUUAGUCGCUGAGCGAAUCAAACAGGAACCAAUCCCCAUUGGGCUUCUGGGUGUACUUACCAUGGCAUUUAACCCAGACAACGAAUACCACUUUAAGAACAGGAUGAAAAUGUGCCAGAAGAACUGGGCGGAGGUGUUUGGCGAAGGGAGCUCCUACGCUGUAUCUCCGGCGAGCACCUUGCAGAAGGAGCCCCAUGGCUGGCUUGUUGAUCUCGUGAAUAGGUUUGGAGAGUUGGGAGGGUUUGCAGCCAUUCAGUCGAAGCUGAGUUCCGACGAUAUUGAGCUUGGAGCAGUUUCAGCGUUAGUACAGCCGCUGGGGGUGUGUGCAGAAUACCUUAACUCUUCAGCUGUACAGCCGAUGCUGGAUCGUGUCAUUCAUAACCGGAUAAAGUAUGUACAGAAUGUGGAGGAAAAAGACUUAAAAGACAAGAGACUGGUUAGUAUCCCGGAGCUGCUCUCUGCCAUUAAACUGCUCUGUAUGCGCUUUCAACCGGACCUUGUGACCGCUGUGGACGACCUUCGGCUGGACAUCCUGUUGCGCAUGCUGAAAUCCCCACAUUUUAGUGCAAAAAUGAACUCGCUUAAAGAAGUAACCAAAUUAAUAGAAGACAGCACUUUAUCAAAGUCGGUGAAGAACGCCAUAGAUACAGACCGACUGCUGGAUUGGCUGGUGGAAAAUUCAGUGCUUUCGAUAGCUUUGGAAGGCAACAUAGACCAGGCUCAAUACUGUGACCGAAUAAAGGGAAUCAUUGAAUUGCUAGGCAGUAAAUUAUCUUUGGACGAGCUUUCAAAGAUAUGGAAAAUACAGGCUGGACAGUCAUCCACGGUGAUUGAAAAUAUCCAAACGAUUAUCGCUGCCGCCGCUGUGAAGUUCAACCCCGAACAGCUAAAUCAUCUUUUCGUAUUAAUUCAAAAGAGCUGGGAAACCGAAACAGACCGAGUCAGGCAGAAGUUGUUGAGUCUCAUUGGCCGCAUCGGUCGGGAGUCUCGAAACGAGACAACCACGGGAAAAGUUUUAGAGGUACUCUGGGAUCUUGCCCACCUGCCCACCCUACCGUCUGUUUUGAUCCAGCAAGCCUUAGAGGAACACUUAACAAUCCUGAGCGAUGCCUACGCAGUGAAAGAAACCGUGAAGAGAAGUUAUAUUAUAAAAUGCAUAGAGGAUAUUAAAAAGUCAUCUCAACACAACAACCCACAAGUCGUGUGGGUGGUACCAGCCUUACGCCAACUUCAUGAAAUCACCCGCUCCUUCAACAAGCAGACCUACCAAAAGCAAGACAAGACCAUAAUCCAGGAUCUGAAGAAGAACUUUGAAAUUGUCAAACUGGUGACAGCGAGUCUGGUGGCUUGCCGCCGCUUGGCAGUAACCGUCGUCGGUCCCGGCGGGCUGGUGGGAACUUCUUUGGUCGAUGGCAGAUACACUUACCGGGAGUAUUUGGAGGCGCAUCUAAAGUUCCUGGCGUUUUUUCUGCAAGAAGCCACCUUGUAUCUCAGCUGGAGUCGGGCUAAGGAGAUUUGGGAGUGUCUGGUGACCGGCCACGAUGUGUGCGAGCUUGACCGCGAAAUGUGUUUUGAGUGGUUUACAAAGGGCCAGCAUGAUCUGGAGAGCGAUGUCCAGCAGCAGCUUUUUAAAGAGAAGAUUCUGAAGCUGGAGUCUUACGAAAUUACAAUGAACGGCUUCAAUCUUUUUAAGACAUUCUUUGAGAAUGUUAAUCUGUGUGACCAUCGCCUGAAACGACAAGGCACGCAGCUGCACGUGGAGAAGCUGGAAUUGAUUGGGAUGGACUUUAUCUGGAAGAUUGCUGUGGAAUCUCCGGAUGAAGAAAUCGCCAAUGAAGCCAUACAGUUGAUAAUUAAUUAUAGCUACAUCAAUCUUAAUCCCAGACUGAAGAAGGAUUCUGUUUCUUUGCACAAGAAGUUCAUUGCUGACUGCUAUACGAGAUUAGAGGCGGCAAGUUCAGCUCUUGGGGGUCCCACGCUAACUCACGCAGUCACCAGAGCCACAAAAAUGCUUACGGCAACCGCCAUGCCAUCGGUAGCAACUUCUGUGCAGUCUCCGUACAGGUCUACCAAGCUAGUGAUAAUUGAAAGGCUCCUUUUGCUGGCUGAGCGCUAUGUGAUCACUAUAGAGGAUCUUUACUCUGUUCCUCGAACAAUCCUACCUCACGGUGCCUCUUUUCAUGGACAUCUAUUAACUCUGAACCUUACUUAUGAGUCUACCAAAGAUACUUUUACGGUUGAGGCCCACAGCAAUGAAACAGUUGGAAGCAUUCGCUGGAAGAUCGCAAGGCAUCUCAAUUGCCCCAUAGAAAAUAUACAGAUAUUUGCAAAUGAAAUUUUGUUGACUGUAAAUAAGGACCAGAAGCUGCUCCAUCAGCUGGGCUUUUCCGAUGAGCAGGCCCUGACCGUAAAGACUCUGGGAGGUGGAACUCCAUCAACCAGCUCUGUGGACACUUCGGCCGUUAGUAGCGGCGCCGGGUUCAGCUCUUCCUAUGCGAUGGAACAGGAAAAAUCCCUGCCCGGCGUGGUCAUGGCGUUGGUCUGUAAUGUGUUUGAUAUGCUCUACCAACUGGCCAACCUGGAAGAGCCAAGGAUAACUGUCAGAGUACGGAAGCUUCUCCUCUUGAUCCCGACAGAUCCAGCCGUACAAGAAGCUCUGGACCAGCUUGAUUCUCUUGGGAGGAAGAAGACGCUCCUGUCGGAAUCUCAGGAAAAAUCUUCAAAAUCUCCAUCUUUAUCCUCAAAACAACAGCAUCAUCAGCAAAGUGCCAGUUCUAUCCUGGAGAGCUUGUUCCGAUCGUCUGCCCCGGGCAUGUCCACCUUCAGGGUGCUCUAUAACUUGGAGGUUCUUAGUUCCAAACUGAUGCCAACGGCUGAUGACGAGAUGGCAAGAAACUGUGCCAAAUCAUUCUGUGAAAACUUCUUAAAAGCCGGUGGUCUCAGUUUGGUGGUUAAUGUUAUGCAGAGGGACUCUAUUCCAUCGGAAGUCGAUUAUGAAACAAGACAAGGAGUCUACUCGAUUUGUCUGCAACUUGCAAGGUUCUUAUUGGUCGGCCAAACUAUGUCAUCAACAUUUGAUGAAGAUCUGACCAAAGAUGGAAUUGAAGGGUUGUCCUCGAGGCCGUUCCGGAACGCUGGCCGCCAGUCCAGUCGCCAAAUGUCUCUGUGCGGAACCCCGGAGAAGUCCUCUUACCGGCAGCUGUCUGUGUCUGACAGGUCAUCCAUCAGGGUGGAGGAGAUUAUCCCUGCUGCACGGGUUGCUAUUCAGAUGAUGGAAGUUAAUGAUUUCACCUGCACGGUGGCGUGUUUCAUGCGGCUUUCCUGGGCGGCCGCCGCGGGAAGACUGGACCUUGUUGGCAGCAACCAGCCCAUUAAAGAGAGUAAUACGCUGUUCCCUGGGGGGCUUCGGGGCAGACUCAGCAGCUCAGGAAGUAACUGCAGUUCGGGAAGCGAAGGGGAAUCCACCUCCCUCCACGCGUGGAUCUGCGUACGGCAGCAGUCGGUAUCUACCAAAGACGCCAUUAUCGCUGGGGAGGCCUUGUCCUUGUUGGUCACCUGCCUGCAGCUACGCAGCCAGCAGCUUGGAUCUUUUUAUAAUCUGCCUUCUGUUGCUGACUUCAUUAUCGAUAUACUCCUAGGAUCACUAAGUGCUGAGAUCCGCCGCGUUGCCUGUGACCAGCUGUACACGCUCAGUCAGACAGACACCUCCGCGUACCCCGAAGUGCAGAAGCCCAACCUUUUCCUUUUGAGCGUCGUUCUCUCUGCCCAACUACCUCUCUGGUCACCCACCAGUAUAAUGAGAGGCAUUAACCAGAGGUUGUUGGCACAGUGUACGGAAUAUUUUGAUUUGCGAUGCCAGCUUUUAGAUGAUUUGACCUCCUCUGAAAUGGAGCAGCUAAACAUCAGCCCCGCGGCCAUGCUGGAAGAUGAGAUUACGUGGCUGGAUAACUUUGAACCCAAUCGAACGGCGGAGUGCGAGACGAGCGAAGUAGACAAUGUGUGGUUGGCAGGACACCUCAGGCUUAUAAAGACGCUUCUCUCGCUUUGCGGCACUGAAAAGGAAAUACUCGGUCCCUCGCUGAUUAAACAGCUUCUGGAUGAUUUUCUAUUCCGGGCUUCGAGAAUAAUCCUGAACAGCAAGUCGUCUGCUGCGGUCGCCCCAAUAAGCCAGCAAGACUUCCACCCAAAGUGCAGUACAAUGAACAGCCGGCUCGCAGCCUAUGAAGUUCUUGUGAUGCUGGCAGACAGCUCUGUCGCUAACCUCCAACUCAUCACUAAGGAACUUCUUUCUAUGCACCAUCAGCUGGACCCGGCACUUACCAAGGAGUUUGAUUAUCUUCCUCCGGUGGACAGCCGAUCCAAUUCAGGCUUCGUUGGCUUAAAAAAUGGAGGGGCCACUUGUUACAUGAAUGCAGUCUUCCAGCAGUUAUAUAUGCAGCCCGGUCUUCCUGAGGCUCUCCUGUCCAUGGAAGAUGAAACCGAUAACCCAGACGACAGUGUCUUUUAUCAGGUGCAAUCUCUCUUUGGCCAUUUGAUGGAAAGCAAACUGCAGUACUACGUGCCGGAGAACUUCUGGAAGAUCUUUAAGAUGUGGAACAAAGAGCUUUAUGUUCGGGAGCAGCAAGACGCGUAUGAAUUCUUCACUAGCCUCAUAGACCAGAUGGAUGAAUAUCUCAAGAAAAUAGGACGAGACCAAAUAUUUAAGAACACCUUUCAAGGCAUCUAUUCAGACCAGAAGAUCUGUAAAGACUGCCCUCACAGGUAUGAGCGGGAGGAAGCCUUCAUGGCCUUAAAUUUAGGAGUCACAUCUUGCCAGAGCCUGGAAAUCUCGCUCGAUCAGUUUGUGAGAGGCGAGGUUCUGGAAGGCAGCAAUGCGUAUUACUGCGAGAAAUGCAAAGAAAAGAGAACCACGGUGAAGAGGACCUGCAUUAAAUCCCUGCCAAGCGUCCUUGUGAUUCAUUUGAUGAGAUUUGGUUUUGACUGGGAAAGCGGCCGUUCUAUAAAAUACGAUGAGCAGAUUAAGUUUCCAUGGCUGCUAAACAUGGAGCCGUAUACGGUAUCCGGGAUGGCUCGGCAAGAUUCCAACUCGGAGGUUGGUGAGAAUGGGAGGCAAACGGAUCCACCUGGCGGCUCCCCACGGAAGAAGGUCGCUCCGACCGAAAACUACGAACUGGUUGGCGUUAUAGUCCACAGUGGCCAGGCGCACGCCGGGCACUACUACUCCUUCAUUAAAGACCGCAGGGGCUGCAGUAAAAGCAAGUGGUACAAGUUCAAUGACACGGUGGUGGAAGAGUUCGAUCUGAAUGAUGAAACCAUGGAGUAUGAAUGUUUCGGCGGGGAGUACAGGCCAAAAGUCUACGAUCAAUCCAAUCCCUACCCUGACGUGCGCCGGCGCUAUUGGAACGCCUACAUGCUUUUCUAUCAGAGAGUCUCCGAUCAGAACUCUCCAGUCUUGCCAAAGAAAAGCCGCGUUAGUGUUGUGCGCCAGGAGGCGGAAGAUCUCUCGCUGUCCGCUCCGUCAUCGCCAGACAUUUCACCCCAGUCCUCCCCUCGCCCUCACAGGACUAACGACCGCCUUUCCAUCUUGACCAAGCUGGUCAGGAAAGGAGAGAAGAAAGGCUUGUUUGUAGAGAAGAUGCCACUGAGAAUAUACCAGACGGUGAGAGACGAGAACCUGAAGUUCAUGAAGAACAGAGAUGUUUACAACAGCGAUUAUUUCAGUUUCGUGCUCUCCCUGGCAUCGGUGAAUGCUACCAAACUCAAGCACUCUAUGUACCCAUCCAUGGCGGAAGUCAGUGCGCAGCUAGCCAUCCAAUUUCUGUUUCACACCUAUUUCAGAACAAAGAAAAAACUCAGGGUUGACACUGAAGAAUGGAUAGCCACAAUAGACGCCUUGGUCUCCAAGAGCUGUGAAGCCUGUCAGUGGCUCAUUGAAUACUUUGUUAGCACAGAGGGCCGGGAACUUAUCCGAAUCUUCUUGCUGGAGUGUAGCGUGCGAGAGGUCCGGGCAGCCGCGGCCACCAUCCUGGAGAAGACUUUAGACGGCGCCUUGCUUCACAGGGAUAAGGUUAAAGGCAAUCAUUUGCUGAUUGAAAUGCUGCUCAGUCUGCUGGAUAAAGAUGUACCGGAAAGCUGUAAAAAUUGCGCCCAGUACUUUUUCCUGUUCAACAACUUUGUGCAAAAGCAAGGGGUGCGUGCCGUUGAGCUGCUCCUACGCUACUCUGCACUGAAGCAUUUCGUCAAUUUCUUACUUGGUCCAAAUCGACAGAACAACCAGAAUCGCAGGUGGAGCUCUCCGCAAGCCCGCGAGUUUGGUUUCUUGCACAACACCAUAGCGCUGCUAGUUCUGUACUCAGAUGUCUCUCCGCAUAGGACAGCCGCCCCUGGCUCAUUUAAGCCGCAUACUCACAUUAAUAUGACCUGUCCUCCUCUGGCUCUCCACACGGAAGUAGAGGCCUUGAUGUUUAUGCCAGAGGGAAAGCCUUAUUUGCUGGAGGUGAUGUUUGCCAUGCGGGAGCUCCCUGGGUCCCUCUCUGUUCUCAUCGAGAUGCUCGUGUACUGCUGUUUCUGCAACGAACCCUUCUCUCUCACUGUGCUUCAUUUCAUUAAGAAUCAGCUGGAAACCGCACCGCAGCACGAGCUAAAGAACUUGUUUACUCUGCUCCAUGAGAUUUUGGUUAUUGAAGACCCUCUACAGUUAAAGAGACUGAAGUUUGCUUUUGAAGCAAAUGGAUUAUUAGCUCUGAUGCAUCACAGCAACCACGUGGACAGCAGCCGCUGCUAUCAAUGUGUGAAGUUCCUUGUUACCCUUGCCCAAAAGUGCCCUGCUGCUAAGGAGUAUUUUAAAGAGAAUUCCCAACACUGGAGCUGGGCCGUUCAGUGGCUGCAGAAAAAGAUGUCCGAACACUGUUGGGCGCCACAAAGCAAUGUGUCAAACGAGACCUCAACUGCUAAAACCUUCCAACGCACAAUUUCUGCACAGGAUACAUUGGCCUAUGCCACCGCCUUGCUAAAUGAGAAAGAUCAGUCUGGGAGCAGCAAUGGAUCUGAGAGCAGCCCAGCCAAUGAGAACGGGGACAGGAGCAUGCAGCAGGGUCCCGAUUCUCCCAUGGUAAUUUGUGAGUCAAAAAGUGACCUUGAUGACGUGGAUCCUUAAAAACAUUCUCCGCACUCAAAAGACGGAGGGUCCCGAUGCGCUGUCCAUUGAACGCACUUUGAGAACCACAAGAAGUUUCUCCUUCGCUAGAGAACACAGCUCGGUUCUCUUUUUUUGCAGGACAUCAGCUAGAGGACUUUGUUUUCUUCUGAGCCAUCUACCCGAACCUGCGGCCGAUGCCGUGCCCCGGAACUGCCCGGUCAAGGAGAACGAUUUUGCCACGUUUCGGCAUUUAAACCAUGGACGAAAAAAAGUAUUUUGUCAAGAUUUUAUUUGAAAACAAACUGGCAAACUUUUUUUUUUUUUUUUUAAAGUGAACAUUAAAAUGAGUGAAUGUAAAAGUGUUGCUUUUUUUCUGUAAUGCUGCAAAGAGAUUUCUUUUGGUUUUAUACAAAAUCUGUCAAAUCACGACUGCAUUUAGGUGCAUAGGGCAACUUUUUAACCUUUCGAUAUUACUUAGGAAUCUUCAAAAUGAUGUAAAUGUGUAAGAGACUUAAGUUUGCCUUGUACAAAUUUAGUAUAAAAUGGAAUUUAUAAAAGAAAGACCUUUGUAUUUAAUAUGUCUCCCAUAAUUUGUAUAGCUUUUCAGAAAUAUAAAGAAAAAUGAGAACCUUA
This is a messenger RNA of Spea bombifrons (plains spadefoot toad), 8438 nucleotides long. RefSeq names its product ubiquitin specific peptidase 24 (gene USP24). Gene Ontology annotation, biological process: protein deubiquitination. Bases 96 to 7823 code for a protein of 2575 amino acids. The record is from RefSeq and is a predicted model, not a curated record. NCBI's taxonomy places the organism in Eukaryota, Metazoa, Chordata, Amphibia, Anura, Pelobatidae. Gene Ontology annotation, molecular function: cysteine-type deubiquitinase activity; cysteine-type endopeptidase activity; protein binding. Gene Ontology annotation, cellular component: nucleus; cytosol. The transcript has 67 exons.